CCAAAUUUAUUUUAUCCUGAGAACUACCACUCCGUACUGCAUAUGAAGUAGCAUGAGGCUGAAUACUUUGAUAACUGUACGACGAUGACCUGUGUGAUUGAAGAAACGAUGUUGUCUUGCGCAACAAGACAUGAAGUAAACCUAACGACUGUUUCAGUGAGAACAAGCCAUCAAUUUGGUCCCCUUUAUCGUCCCCAAGAUGUACAGCAGGAGCAGCUCGACGACCAUCUUUCCACAACCGGCGCUGAAUUUUCAAGAACAACCCUGCUACCCUCAAAUGGCGCGAGAAAUGUUUUUAAGAAGGCGAGUGCCGGGUUAUCGUCUCCGUUGAUUCGCGAUUUUCGUCGAGCGGCUUGUAGUAUCGGAGAAUCUAGUACUUCUUCGUUUAUUUCCGACGUGAAGAAAGAGCAAGGACAGAAAAAUUUUGAAAUUCACAGCGAACAACUACCCGCCGCUUUUGUACAUCAUGACAACUGCAACCGCGACCAGGCCGCCAUCUAAUUUCAACCCGGGAAGUAGUGCUACGACAACGCACAGCGGUACUUCAACAUCUACGAAAACAGCUGGGGGUGCAACUACUUCUUACAACCUGAACCAACAGGGAUCUUCUUCGACGAAAAGCGGCGCAACUUCCUCGUCCUCUUCCCGUGUUAAUUCCUUGAUCGAGCGCUUCGAGCGGAAUUCGCGUUCGCAAAUCGCCAACGCGAAAAAUUAUUCCGGCAUUCCCGCCAGCCGGAAGUCGGUCGACCUCGGCCGACUCGGGAGUUUCCGUACCCGGAGUGGCACCGAUUCGCACUGCUUUCCGACUACUUUUGGCGUUCACCACCCGUUGAGUGGUGGAGGUGGUCCCGCUGCACACAGCCAGGCAGCGAGCGCGCUUCAUCAAUUAAGCCGAUACGGCAACUUCGGGAACACAAGGGGCGUUGAUCAACAUCUUCGGGAGUACCAUGGUAGUGCGCAUGCUGGAGUCGCAGACCACCGGCAGGGACAUCAAUUUGAUUCAGAACGGGAAAGCAAUUGCUCACCAGGCCUAGGAAACGGUUUUGCUGAUCUGACCCAACAUCCACAGCAGCAGCUCGUGAAAACAAGCAGUCCGCUCGACGGAAACCGUAGUUUGUUUUCAUCUGCCGGCACGGAUUCUGGAAGUAGCGCCCUCGAAAAGCGCUUGGCGGAUCUGGUAUUCUGAACAAGUUUCGACUUCGAAUUUGUUCUUUUGCGUGGGGGAAGAUAUAAUGGAACAAGAUACUAUUACUACUCUAGGACUUCCUACCUUUGAUUGAUACAUGAUGAUAGGACGACCAAGUAAAAAAUAAACUACAUGAGGUAGACAUGAGAUAAUAUUAUCAACUACGCAGCAUCAUAAUAACAGGAGCGCAAGCACGCGUUGCAACUACUGCAAGAGCGGGACCGGUUUGCGGACCUCGAGAAGAAAUUGGCCGAGGAGCGGCAGUAUCAAAUGCAAAAGUGUCUGGGUCUGGAAGAGUCGAACUGGUAAUGCUGUCUGUGGAUUCUAAAAAUAUCUGUGUUGCGUCGUGAGCAGUAAGAGGAGUCAGUUCUUGGCACGCGGAGAGGGCAUUUGUCAUGGGUAAUAAGCAUCAAGAAGCUCUCAAAAAAUCUGUGAUGCUAGCACCAGCGUCACAGACUUGAUGGGUCAUGCAAAAUGUGCAUGACAAGCCCCGACUCUUCCAGACCCAGACAUAUUUGCAGUUCAUAGCCAGCAGCACGCGGCCAGAAUCAAGGUUGAACAGAGCCAGUUUGCGGACAGGGUUGCCGAGCUGUCGAAAAUUCUUGCGGAGAAGGACCAGGCGCUCGCCCAGUGGAAACUGAGUAACUCCUACGCGAAUUACAGGAGUAAAAACGCACAGCUACAUCACACACCGAAUAACUCGUCUUCGACGUCCAGCAACUUCGCCAGCCCGCUGUCUUCGCCGAUAACUACUGCUACGACCAGCGGUGCUAUAGCAGGUGCGGCUUUGGGCUCUUUAGGAUUAGGCGCGCAGCAACAUCUGCAGGCAGCUAGUGCUGUAACGUCGCAAGUACAACUAUCUCCAUCGCAACAACAAGAGCAGCAGCCGCAGCCCUUCCUGUUUUCCUCUUCAUUGGCGUCAUCUUCUCCGGCGGCCAAUAGCGGCACAGCGAGAAUAUCACACAAGGGCAGGAAUAGUGCGUCGAAAAACCCCUUUGCAGAACAAGGAGUUUCAAGUAGCUCGUCCAGAGAUAAACUAGUACUCCACGACGACGAGUCCUCGUCUCGUCAAGUGUAUUCGUCGGAGCCCACUAGUACAACAGCUGGUCUCGUCCUCUCUACUGCGCAGCAGAACCAGGUAGAAGUGACAACGUCGUCCCACUCCCCUGGAGCAGGUGUGACGUCGAAGAACACUAGCAUGCGCAGUCAGUUUAUGGAUGUGUCAAAAUCGAAAUUCGCAAAAUCGAAAAAUUUGUAAUGCAUAAAAUGUAGGGCACGUAUGGCCUGUGUUGGGGAGCAGGCAAAUGAGACCGAUUGCGAGCCUGUUUAGGGGAAGGCGAUGCGCUGCCAGAGUAGCAUGACAGGAGCAGUCUUCCUUGCCCAAACAGCAUGACAGGCUGGAUUUUGUUGCUCCCGAAAUUUGUCAUGCCCCACUUGGAAACUGCGGCUCCGACUGGUAUCGAGUUUAUGCAUCACAAAUUAUUUCGAUUUUGUUGAUUUCGAUCCUGACGCUUCCAUACAGUUGCACAAUUUUGGAACCGGGACAGCAGCAGCUGCUGGAACUACAGGCAACAACAGAUCUUCGGCGUCUUCGUCAAAAAUAACCUCGCCGGACGACGCUUCCAAUCCAGCUGGCAUCAUGAUGCGAAACAGCAACAAUGUGAACUACAACCCCGCUACGACCAGCAGCGAAGAAGAUCCCGCCGGGGGCGCGUAUGCGGGAGAACUUUACGAAAGUGCCACAGUUGAUGUAUUUGUAUUGCAUAUACGCGAUCGAUGAUACUCAUGACUGUCUAGAGCGAUGCCAUGCAUGCAGUGUAUGCAAUACAAGUUCCAUAAAUUAUUUCGUCCUCUUCAUACCCGCGCGGAGCUGCGGCGACGGCUGGAAAUAAAGGACCAGGAGGUGCAGAAACUAAAAAAGGAGAAUAAGCAGGUACUAUCUUUCUAGAGAUAAAACAGGUUGAUGUACUAGUUUGUGACUGUUGCGAAUGUCAACAUGAGAAACGGCCUUCGCUAUGCAGCUUUCGCAUGAGAUAGAAAUCUUUCAGUGUCCUCGUGACAUAAUGUUGAGUUUCGAAAAAAAAACCAGCGUGCCGCCGAUGUGUAUACGCUUUCCGAGAGACAAGUCGCGGAAACCGAGAGUGCCGAGCAGCUGCGGCAGCACUUGAACGCCCUGCAAGCUGAGGUCAAGUCCUUGCGAAAAAUCGAAACUCAGUACGAGCAACAGUUGUACAACGUCGUCCAAGAGAACAAGGAGUACGCACUGUCGGCAAAAAACCACGAGCGGCAAAUUGAAGAGAUGGCUGCGGGCAAGGAGACCGUGACGCGGGAGCGCGACGCGUUAGUCGCCCAAGUGAACCACAUGAAGACCCGGGAGAGGUCGCAGCAACAAAAGAGUAGUAGUAGUAGUACUGGCAGCAACUACAAUCGGGCUUCGCCAGAGCACCAGCACAUGGAUCACCGUGGAGGUUCCCCCCCUUUGGGACCCUCACGAGCAAGUGGUGACGAAACCACGGUCAGGCGAGGCCGGGAGACCGUGCAGGAUGACGAAGAUGAGGAGCUGCGGACCUCGUCCUCCUCGAGCGCCAGUAGCUCGGAGGUCGAAAGUCAGGACCGCACGGAUGAAGAGAACCUGAAUAGCCAUAUUGUUUGUAAAAACGUCCCCACCCCAGAGUUGUCAUGCAAUUUUGCAUGCCAAAAAAGUUUCUCAUGCGGAGCCCUAUGAGCAGCAUGCUCUAUUCGUGUUUUGAAAGUUGUGAUGCUAGAAUCAGCAUGGCAAGGCUAGAUCUGUGAUGCUGCUGAGCCGCUAAACAGGACUACACUACGAGGACAAAGUUGUCAUGCGAAACCACCAAAGCUGGCUGAUUUGUCUAGCAGAUUUCCCAUCUUGACUCUGGUGUGGGGACGUUUUUAAUCAGGAUAAGCCAGACCACGGAGUCGCAACAAUCGUCGGAACAGGAGGGCCGGAAGUCCGGCUCCUCUGCGACGUCGAUUCUGGGUGGCUUGUUCAGUUUUGGCGGUUCGUCGUCCUCCACUUCCACGUCGCGAAACCGGGCCGGCAGCGGAGCAAGUACCGGCCUGUUCGGCGGGACCAGUUCCCUGUCACCCGAGAAAAGGAAUCACAAAACGAGCCGGUUCAGCCCGAAGAGCCGGCUGUCUACGGUAGAUGAAAAUGCGAAGCUGGUGUCCGACCUGCAGGCAGAAGUCCACCGAAAGACGGAGGAGGUGACAAAGCAGAAAAGGACGGUACUCUGAAGAAAACGGAUUCAUCGUCCUGUCUAUGAAUGUUGACGUUGAUGACCAUGACCACAAUAAGGAUAAGCUCAUCCGAUCAACUUGCCGCCUCGAAUGGUAUGCACAAAUUGACUCGUCCUGUGUCUAAAAAUAAAGGCCACAAGAGAACAACCGACGAACUAGGGAGAAGCGUACUUACAAUUUUUAUAAACUCCACUUGAGUUGUACUAAAAUCUUCACCCAAGGUAAGCAACCUGACCCUCGAGCUGGAGAACGCGCACGGGCAGAUAUCGGUGAUCCAAGUGCAAUAUGCAUUGCAAAACUAUCGUACUCGUAUAAAUGCAUCACAAAUUAUUUCCUCAGCAUGAGAAAGAAAAUUUGUAAUGCGGACUUGGCUUAAAAACGCGAUUUGGCAUGCAUGACUGCGUCAAUACGAGUGCGAUACUUUUGCACAGGAUAUGCAGAAUGAGGAGAUCGACGAGAUUCGAAAGCAAAAUGAGAAGCUGCUUUCCGAAGUGAAGCUCGCCCGGUCGAAAAUGAACGCCUCCCAAAUGUCGGUCUUGCCCCUGGAAGAGGAAAACGAGGAACUGCGUAUCCUGAGUAAAAACGUACCCACACCAGAGUCAGGAUGGGGAUUUUGCAACACAAACCUAGGAGUUUUGUGAGUCACGCAUGACAAGUUGCGCUAUGCAGUGUAGUGCAGGUUAGCACGUGCAGCCGCGUCACAGAUUCAUCUGCUCAUCCUGUUCACAGGAACACAAAUUCCAAAACACAAUUGGAAAUGGCUCUCAUGGGGAUGCGCAUUACAAGUCUUCCUGUCUUUGCAAAUCUGCAUUACAACUCUGGUGUGGGUACGUUUUUACUCAGGAUACUGCGGCGGCGGUGCGCCAAGGCCGAGGCGAAGUGGGAGGAAAUGGAAAAGGAGAAAAAAACGCUUAAGCAGGAGCUGCAGCAGUCCCAGUUUGCGCGGAACGAGGCGUUGGCGCAGCUGAAAACCAUGGAGAAGUCGUAUUACAGUGAAAAGUGCCCCCCACCCCUCAAAUUGCAAAAAUUUGUGAUGCGAAGUUUCCAAAUGAAAACUUUUUGUCAUGCAUGGGAGGAGUAUGAAUCUUUCUGAUGCAGAGUCUAGGCGUGUAUCGCAUCGCUUGCAUGACAAGCGCCGCUCUUGCUGGGGUCUUUUGCAAUACAAAUUUUCGCUAUUCACGAUUGGAAACCUGUGAUGCUGCUAGGUGCAAGAGGGCGAAUGUUUCAUUUGGAAAGGUUUGCAAUACAAAUGCUUUCAAGUUCGGGGGUGGGGGCAUUUUUCAUUGUAAUAAGUCGCUGGAGAGUCUGCACGGGGAGGUGGAAUAUUGGAAAACAAAGGCGAGCGAGGUAUCAAAAGGAAAAAUCCCCCCUCCCCAUAUCAAAACGAAAUUUCUGAUGCUGCAUUUGGAUACACAAAUCAGAUUUGUGUUGCAAAAAGGCAUGGCGGCCAGAUCCCCAGGCUAGCUGGGGGCGUAUGGGUCUAGUUGCUCAGCAUGGCAAACGGCCUCCCUUUAGGCCCAACGGCAUGACAAAUCGCCUCCAUAAUAUGGCGGAAGCUUCUGCCCUUGUCUUCUUGCAAGACAGAUGUGAUUUGUGACCUCAAAUCAGCAACACAAAUUUCCGGAGACAUACCUUUUCAAUAUGGGGAGGGGGGAUUUUUUCUCUCAAUACGAGGAGGUGGGAGCAGCGGGGAAAAAAAGAAGCAAGGCGAGCAGUACAGAAAAACAGAGCUGUUUGGUUUUUUUUCAGUGAUUGAUUUUCCGGCUUCCAUGUGUUUAUUGUUCUUCCUGAGUGGAGGUCAUUGGGCAUCCAUUAGCUAUGGCACCAUGAGCAUGGGCUGCCGUGGGUUUUAUCGCGGUAUUGGAAGGAACCAAAAACCCAUCUUUUUCCAGACAUCUCCACUUCGUCGGAGCACCUCGCGGGUGACGAUCAAGCACAAAGCUUGAACUCACCGCAAGCGUCGACCAUAGCCAGGAUACAGCAUGAAAGAGAGCAGCUGACUAUGGAACGGGGAAAAUUUGGAAUUGUGUCUGGGCAGCUGUCGGCGUUCGCGAUCUCUUGACAAUUGAAGUAGAAAAGGUUGUCGGGGAGGAAUGCAUGUAAAAAAAUUAUGUGUGUGUCGUUGAGCACGACAAGCGUCUUUUGUCAUGCAUACGGAGAAGUAGUAGUAGUUCCACUUCCAGCUGCCAGUCUACAGCUCAUUUUCCCUAUUCCAUAACACUGACAAAGUUGGACCAGCUCAACAAGUAUCAAAUGCAAAAAUGUCUGGGUCUGGAAGAUUGCAGACUUGUCAUGCAUAUUUCCCAUGCCCCGUGAGGCUGGCAUGCAAGACCUAGCAUGACAGAUUCUGCAAAAUCUCUAUCAUGCCUAUCCUGCAUGAGAAACUCCCGCUCAUGUUAGUUUGUAAGACGUGCAAAGUUUGUAAGAAUAACCCAACAAGGCAACACUGGAGCUCCACCUUGCUCGCGGGCUUGGAUGGUAAAUCAGGUCAGCCACAUCUAGCGCCCACUGGCCGUACUCACGCGUAAGCAAUCGCAAGCGGUUCGGCGGAUGCGGUCGGGUGGUACCUGUAGGACGUGGAACGGGUGUCCACCUAGGGGUAUUGGCAGAGGCUAAAUCUGUUCUAACGCCACGGUAUUGGCAGAGGCUAAAUCUGUUCUAGCGCCACGGUAUUGGCAGAGGCUAAGUCUGUUCUAACGCCACCCUGACAGGAGUCAAAUGUCAAAGCGAUACGAUACGACGUUAGUCAAAAAAGGACAACUUCUGGUGAUCACGCAACACAGAGUUUUGUGUGACCCACAGGACGCAUCACAAGUUCCAUCCUCCCAGACAUCCAGGGAUAUUUGCAAUGCAUAACAAGCAGCAAGAGGACGCCCAGAACGCUAUCCUGAGUAAAAACGUACCCACACCAGAGUCAAGAUGGAAAAUCUGCUAGACAACUCGGCCAACUUUGCUUGUUUCGCAUGACAAAUCUGGACGCGUAGUGUAGUGCUGUUUGAGCUAGUUCAGCAGCAUUACAGAUCUAGUCUCUCAUGCUGAUUGGAGCAUGACAAAUUUCAAAACACCAUUAGAAAAUGCUUCUCAUGGGGCUCCGCAUGGCAAACAUUUUAAGCAUGCAGAUUUGCAUGACAACUAUGGUGUGGGGACGUUUUUACACAGGAUAAACGCGCUCGACAAAGAUCGGCUCAUCGGGGAUUCUAUGUGGUACUCGAGAUCGACAAAUUUCUUGUGUUGCUCAUUUCUGUGUUUUUAAAAUAAAACUACAAGAAUCCUUUGCAAUUUUAGCAUCACACACUCACACAUCACACACAACCCUCUCUCUCUCGAAUCGAUGAGCAAUAAAACCAAAUUAUCAGGCUCCGCGACCUUCCCGUUGCCUCCUCCGCCCGCGACACGCAGCAGGGGUCCAGUUCAAAACCGAAAUUCAAGCACGAGUUCAAAGUUGCGAACUUAUUGGAGGGGGAGGAAUUGCAAGAGGAGCACGACAAAGACGAAUUGCGUGCGGCAAAUGGAGCCGGUCAUAAUGUUGGCAGUUCCGCCAGUAGCUCCUCUUCCUCGCUGAAUAAACUGAGUGGAAUUUCGCCCACAAGGAAUUAUGCAGGAGGUGCAACUACUGCGAACGGCACGACCAGUGGAACAGCUGGCCACACCAGCUCAAGUCGAAGUCCGAAUGGAGGUGGUGGUGCUAGUAGUAGUAGUGCGAGCAAGCGUAGUGGCAGUACUACCACAGCGGAUCAUAUGGAUGUGUCAGGAUCGAAAUCGACAAAAUCGAAAAACUUGUGAUGCGUAAAAUGUAGGGCACUGAAAGUCUGUAUUGGGGAGCAGGCAAAUGAGGCCGAUUGUAAGCCUGUUUUGGGCUACGCAAUGUGCUGCCAGAGUACCAUGACAGGAGCAGUCUUCUUUGCCCAAACAGCAUGACAGACUGGAUUUGGGUGCUCGCGAAAUUUGUCAUGCGCCACUUGGAAACUGAGUCUCCAACUGGCAUCGGUUUUGUGCAUCACAAAUUUCUCGAUUUUGUCAAUUUCGAUUCUGACACAUCCAUAGAUCAUCCGACCACGACGGAGCCCGAAACGGAAGAGAUCAAGCAACUGAAAAAGCAGGCUUUUCGGGCCGUCGGCCAAGACGAUGAGCAGACGCUGAAACAGAUCUUGAAGCAGGUCGGCGACUGCAAAAUCUGGCUGGCCUGGGUGAACGGGGGUGGGGACACAUUACUGAAGAUGGCGGACGUAUCGCAAGAAAAAACUGUUUCACUGUAAAGUUGUGAUGCAGAAAAUGGAUCGCAGAAGUGUGUGUCAUGCUACACAUGCAGGACCAUGAGUUUCUAGCUGCGUUUUCCCUUAGGAACCCCGCAUGGCAAAUUUCCGCUGUCGUGUAAAACAAACUUGUGAUGCAAAACUUGCAAAAUCCUUACAGUGAAACACUUUUUCCGUACGAUAGGACGUGCGGAAACGGGACAAAACGCUCCACCUGCUGCGGAAAUCCAUGGGCGUCGCGGAGCUGGUUUCCAUAUGCAUUGCAAAAAUGUCUGGGUCUGGGAAUUUGUGACGCUAGUUUGCGAAUCAUAAGCAGCCUAUGAUAUGGGGACGCGCAUGACAAGUUUCUGAGCGACUUGGUCUUGCGUCGACUGCAUGACAACCUGCGUUUUUGCAUCACAAAAAGAUAGCUUGGUAGCGCAAGACGCAUGACAGAUCUUUCUCUCCUAUCAGCAGAGCAUUACAAAUCUCACAAUCUCCCAGACCCAGACAUAUUUGCACUUGAUAUUCCAACGAGCGACAGCUGCAGGAGAAGGACAACGUGUGGGUGUUUAUCCUGUGAAAAAACGUCCCCACCCCAUACCCAUAGUCAAGUGGGGAAAUCUGCUAGACAAAUCCACAGGGCUUGGUUGUUGCGCAUGACAGGUUUGGUCUCGUAGUGUGGUACUGUUCACCAGCUAGCUCACCAGCGUCACAAAUCCAGAGCAGCAUGCUGAUGGGAGCAUGACAAAUUCCGGAGUGCUGGGGCUCCGAAUGAGAAGCAUCUUCAGCAUGCAGAAUUGCACCACAACUAUGGGGCGGGGACGUUUUUACAAAUGAUAGUGCUCCGGGAGUUGGGUGACCCACAGCCCGAACAGGCCACCGUCAAUAUGAAAAGGAAAAAUCCCCCCUCCCCAUAUUGAAGAGGUAGGUUUUCGAACAUUUGUGUUGCUGAUUUGAGGUCACAAAUCGCGUUUGUGUUGCAAGAAGACAAGGGCAGCAGCUUCCGUCCCGUUAUGGAGGCGGUUUGUCAUGCUGUUGAGCCAACAUCACGGACGCUUUUCAUGCUAAGCGCCUAAGUCAAAUCCUCUCUACUCAAGCUUGAUAUGGGUCUGCAGUCCUCUCCAGCAAGACCAACGUGAUUUGUGUAGUCAAAUACAGCAACACAAAUUUCGCUUUCGAUAUGGGGGUGGAUUUUUCCUCACAAUAGUCAAGGGCGUGAUGCCGAGUGAGACGGGGGACCCGAAGGAUUCGCUCAUUUGGGUGCAGUACUGGAGCAACAAGACGAAAGACGAGUACAUACCCGCCGUGCGGUGCAGACUGAUGCUCAAUAACAGCUGGGAACUGGAUCAGCUGUGAGAGAACAAGAAUAAGUAGUAGAAGAACUUGAUGACGAUAUAAAACUUUUCUUUUGCGUGCGCUUAAUAAAUUCAGCAGAAAAUUGACAUCGCCGACCUACUUCGGCUCCUGUAGUUUAUGUCGACGACAAAAAAUCUUCAAAAUUGACAAUAGAAAGUUGUAAGCAGAGAAACUAAAUUUAAGGCGGAUGCGGAAGUUUUCAAGCCGUAGACAACCGCAUUAGUUUUUACUUACCCGACUACGGGUAGUACUAGGCUAUCUUCGAAGUUGGAACAUAAAUUUCAUGUAAACCAAGAAGAAUAAUUGGACAAAAAUUUGAAUUGGUGAGAAAGAAAAUGUCACUCCAAUGUGUGCUUUUUCAUGCUCGACGUGAGAACACAACUACUUACGACAACUAGAGCCGAGAAAUUGGACCCCCACCUCUCGAGGAUCUGUAUCUUUUUGUUGUUCGCCUUCAAAAAAUGCGGGAUAGCUUGUGGAACAAAACGAUCAUGAAUAU
Molecule: messenger RNA, 10534 nt
Organism: Amoebophrya sp. A120
Lineage: Eukaryota; Dinophyceae; Syndiniales; Amoebophryaceae
Source: the annotation of a GenBank genome assembly